Messenger RNA from Paramecium sonneborni, 318 nucleotides. The record is from the annotation of a GenBank genome assembly. NCBI's taxonomy places the organism in Eukaryota, Ciliophora, Oligohymenophorea, Peniculida, Parameciidae.
AUGCAAAACUUAGAGUAGUCUAAAAGAAAGGAAUAAAAUUCGAACGAAAAACAAACAGAACAAGUAAAAAGUGCUAAAUAAUUAAAAAAGACUUACCCAUAAGAAUCAAUAAAAAAGCCAAAGACGAAUCAGUUUGAUAAGAAUAAUAAGAUUGAUGAGUCUCAUUGGUUUCGUUAGUAUUAUUCUUUAAUGUGUGUUGGCCUAAAUGGAAUCAAUUUUAGUUAAUUUGCUGACUUAGAAAAGUGCCACAAAAAAUUGAAUUUAAAAGAGCUAGAACUUGAUUGAUCAUUUAUUCAUAUACAAAAAUUUAUCUUAUCA